AUGAUUGGUGAAGAACUUUAUGAUGCUGCAUCGAAAGGAGACGUAACAAAAUUUAAACAACUACUUCAACAAGAUCCAUAUCUUGUUGAAAGAGUUUCGUAUCCAUGUUCGAGAAAUCUUCUACACGUAGCAACGCUACGGGGCCAAGUAGCCAUCAUUGAAGAGGUGCUCAAGAUCAAUCCGGGGCUAGCUCGGAUUUCCGACUCCCAAAAAUCUUCUCCUCUUCACAUUGCAGUGGAAGAAGGGAAUCUUGAAAUCACGAAAAGAUUGCUAUCAGUAGCCCCGGAGAUGUGCUGGUGGCGAGACGAGCAAGGCCUGAACCCAGUUCAAAUUGCAGCCGUGAAAGGGCAUGUUGAGAUAUUGGAAAAGCUGCUUGAAGAGGAUCCUUUGCCGGUUAUGGAAAGAGGGCACCGCGGUCAAACUGUGCUGCAUUUGUGCGUGAAACAUCGUCAGCUUAGGGCAUUGAAGUUUUUGGUGGACAAGUUGGGUGACCUUGUGUAUGCUAAAGAUGAUGAUGGGGAGACCCUCUUGCAUUGGGCUGCUAGGACCAAACAAGUUGAGAUGGUAAAAUACUUGGUGGAGAGCAAUAAAGUAGAGAAGGAAUCAAAGAAUUCGAUGGGCAGAACAGCAGUGGGAAUCUUGAAAGAGAGCCAUGAUGACAGUGAAGGAAUCAUAUCAAUAAUUGCACCACCAAAAGCAAUGUCAUGGAAAAAAACAAAUCCAAUAUUACUCGAAUACUUAUCAAAGAAGAGAGAGCAGACAAUGGUGGUGAUGACCCUGAUCGCAACCAUGGCCUUCCAGGCGGCCGUGAGCCCCCCUGGCGGGGUGUGGCAGGAUGACACGUCAUCACACAGAGCCGGGGAAGCCGUGAUUGCAACCACUCAUCCCAAGAUAUACAAACACUUGGUACGAGCAAACACCACCGCUUUUGUCUCGUCUCUCAUCACAAUCUUCUUGGUCGCAGUUCCGUUUCCGAUCGGGCGCGGCGCUCUCUUUGUUUUCACCACCUACGUGAUGAGGGUGUCGAUGGCGGCUAUUUCGGUCAGCUACGGAGGUUCGGUGCUGGUCAGUGCGCCGAAUACGCAGACGCGAUCGCUUACCGGAAUCAUUAAUGUGGUCCUCGCCGUGUCGCUUGGCUUAUUCGGGAUUAAGCUUGUGCGGAAUAUUGUGAUGAUGUGUUGUAGGAGACUCUUUGGUUCGAGGUUCGUUGAUGAUGAUCUCUCGUACCUUCGGAGUGAGAAAUGAACUUAUUUGGGCUGGAUUACCAAAUUCUUCAUUUUCUUGUUGGAACACUUUGACUAUGCAUUAUGGAUGUUUAUUAUUGUGUGCA
Salvia hispanica is the source of this 1330-nucleotide messenger RNA. The record is from RefSeq and is a predicted model, not a curated record. NCBI's taxonomy places the organism in Eukaryota, Viridiplantae, Streptophyta, Magnoliopsida, Lamiales, Lamiaceae.